Molecule: messenger RNA, 462 nt
Organism: Cryptococcus amylolentus CBS 6039
Lineage: Eukaryota; Fungi; Basidiomycota; Tremellomycetes; Tremellales; Cryptococcaceae
Exons: 3
Coding region: 247-462 (71 amino acids)
Source: RefSeq, a predicted model, not a curated record
UGACUCUGUUUAACUUUUAAAUUGUAAAAGGUCAUAGGCGCAGUCACGGGGUCGGUUCCUCUUGUGUGUUCGACAUUUGUUGUGUUUGUCUUUUCUUCUGACAACACGCGCAGAUGACUGCCGUACUUUCCCAGCCACAGGUAUCAAUGCAGACUUUUGGGCAUUCCGCAGGCAUUCCGCAUUCUCAUGAUGUGCUCCCUGACGACGCAUUGUGCUCUGAACAGCAAAGAACAGAUCACUUAAGACAUGUGGGGACUUAGAGCAGCAUGUUCAGGGAGAGAGAUUGACCCAAAUGCCCUGACAAGAGAAAACAUGGAGCACACCAGUGCACUCUGGUCACUUCGCUCGGUCCUCGCUCCUGGCACUCCAGGAAAGUGGAACCAGACGGUGGUACAUGCUCUCGGUAGAAAGUACUUCGUCGAUGAGACGCUCAACAACCAAGGGCGGUACAUGGAGCCAUGA